CGACAUUCUGACUUCUCCCCUUUCAUUUUGCUGCUUUGUUAUUCAACCGUGAGUUUGUUUUUUAAUCACACAAACCAGACACUAAAGAAGACUCACUCCUUACCCUUUCAUAUGAUGUACUGGAAAUUUGCCGCGGCCUCCUGUUUUCACAAAAUGAUGGUCGUCUUGUCCAAUCACGUCUCAAGUAGAGGCUUGUCCCCGCCUGUUUCUGGCUCUUGAAACUCCCUGGACUAAUCAGCGCUCGCCUCCGUGUGUUCAGCCAUUUUGUAAGAAAAUCAAGCAAGUCUGCCGCCCUACCUUCGCUUCAGACCUGCAGUUUUUUUCUUGUGCAAUGGACGGCCGCCUAGACACUGACUUGUACCCUCUGGGAUCCGGCUACGUCCCUGAGAUUGACAGUGUCCAUGACAUAUCAGUUGGCACAAAGAGGGGAUCCGACGAACUCUUUUCUUCCUGCAUAUCCAACGGGCCCUAUAUCAUGAACGCAGCCAAUGGCAACGACAGCAAAAAAUUCAAAAGUGACGCCCGCAGUCCCGGUGUUCCAUCACGCGUGGUCCACGUCCGCAAGCUGCCCAGCGACAUAAAUGAAGCUGAGGUUAUUGGACUGGGACUGCCCUUUGGGAAGGUCACUAAUCUGCUGAUGCUGAAGGGGAAAAACCAGGCGUUCUUGGAACUGAACAGCGAGGAGUGUGCACAGACCAUGGUGAGCUAUUACUCCUCAGUCACCCCUGUCAUCAGAAACCACCCCAUCUACAUGCAGUACUCGACCCACAAGGAGCUCAAGACAGACAACUCCCCAAACCAAGUGCGUGCCCAGGCAGCCCUGCAGGCAGUCAACGCACUGCACGGAGGUGGAAUGGGAGGCAUGGCCAUCGCUGCAGAUGCAAGCAGCCUCGCUGGAGCAGUGUCCACAAGCCCUGUCCUCAGAGUGAUCGUGGAAAACCUCUUCUACCCUGUCACCCUGGAUGUACUACACCAGAUUUUCUCAAAGUUCGGCACUGUCCUGAAGAUCAUCACCUUCACUAAGAAUAACCAGUUCCAGGCUCUGAUCCAGUACGCCGAUGGCAUGACAGCUCAGCACGCCAAACUGUCUCUGGAUGGGCAGAACAUCUACAAUGCCUGCUGCACCCUGAGAAUCAGCUUCUCGAAGCUCACCAGCCUCAACGUCAAAUACAAUAACGACAAGAGCAGGGAUUACACCAGACCGGACCUCCCCACUGCAGAUUCACAGCCCUCCCUUGAUCACCAGACCAUGGCAGCUGCAUUUGCUGCACCAGGCCUAAUCUCAGCCUCUCCCUAUGGUGGAGCCCAUGCCUUCCCCCCAGCCUUUGCAAUCCAGCAGGGAGGUCUGUCAGUGCCUGGUAUGCCCGGCGCCCUUGCCUCCCUGGGUGUGAGCCACGGAGGCAUGGCGGCAGCAGCAGCAGCAGCAGCUAGCCGUCUCGGCCUGCCAGGGCUUGCUCCCACUGGGGGUAACAAUGUCUUGCUGGUCAGCAACCUGAACCCUGAGAGCGUUACGCCACACUGCCUCUUUAUUCUUUUCGGCGUGUAUGGCGAUGUGAUGAGAGUGAAGAUCCUGUUCAAUAAGAAGGAGAAUGCUCUGAUCCAGAUGUCUGAUAGCACACAGGCUCAGCUAGCUAUGAGUCACCUGAGCGGCCAGCGUCUUCAUGGCAGGGACAUGCGCGUGACGUUUUCCAAACACACCACAGUGCAGCUGCCCAGAGAAGGCCACGAGGACCAGGGCCUCACAAAGGACUACAGCAACUCGCCACUUCAUCGUUUCAAGAAGCCCGGCUCCAAAAAUUACUCCAACAUCUUCCCUCCCUCUGCAACACUCCACCUCUCCAACAUACCGCCGUCUGUGGUGGAGGAUGACCUCAGGAGGCUUUUCGCCAGCUCAGGAGCCACAGUCAAGGCCUUCAAAUUCUUUCAAAAAGACCGGAAGAUGGCCCUGAUACAGAUGGGCUCAGUUGAGGAGGCCAUCGAGUCCCUCAUUGAGUUCCACAACCACGAUCUGGGAGAGAACCACCACCUUCGAGUGUCCUUCUCCAAGUCCACCAUCUGAGUGCCUUUUCUUCCUCCCUCCAAGCCUGAUUCCACCUGAAAGCUGCGUUUUUCAAGGUUGCCUUCAGUGGGAAACGGUCACCAUUACAUAUUUAUGGCUGUGGUUCUUUGUAGAAUUUUGCCUCCCCUGGCUUCCACUCUUACUUAUACUCCACCAUUGAGAGUUUUAGCAUUUUGACAUUUAAUUCUACUUUGAUAUCAAGAAAAAGACACGUGGUAAUUUGACGUGUUUUAGUCCAAUUAUAAUUGUGAAUAUAAUCUGAGCUUUUUGAAUCCAGGAAUCCAUCCCUCGUCAUUACCAGAGAAGUUACAUAAGUCCUUUUGUUCUGCAGAAAUUCAUGGUUUGAAACUGAAGCCACACCUGCAGCUGGCUUCUCAUGCGUGUAGUAAUGUGGACAGUAUUCACAUUUGCAGUGAUACAAAAAAUAAGAGUCCAAAUCUUGCUCAUGCUUUCAAAAAAUCUAAUUUCUUAUUAGAUCUCUAGCAUUGAAAAGUUGAAACGACUUAUUCUUUGUUAACCUCAAUAGUUUCGUACCCGGGGGUCUCAGGGAACGGGCAACAUUCUGCAAUGAACCAUGUUUUUAUUUUGGAGGGCGAGCACAGGAAGCCAGUGAACUGUCACUUUAGACCAAAUUGCUUAAAAAAAGAGACACCCUCCACCCUGGAUGUAUACUUAUGUGGAUUAAUCACAUCCACACCAGACACACUUCAGCAUUCCUUGUACUAUGAUAGUCGUGUGGAUAUAUGUGUGCUUUUUUUUUUGUUUCUUUCUUUCUUUCAAUACCACUUUGAACCUGUUUGGCCAGUCAGAAACGGUUUGACACAAAGGAUUUAGUUUCGGCUCACAGCAAUUUAUUUCCUCUUUCUCCCUUUUUUUGUAGAUUUUUUUUUCCCUGUCUCGUUACACCUUCCCGUUUGCUUCAGGGGAUCCAUACCACUAUCUGAAGUUACUCAAUAAGGACACAGUUUUACUUUCGAUGCCUUUAUCUACAGUCUUGUGCCUUACUUUGCCCUAAAGCCUGGUUGCCUAAAGUGUUGCUCUGGCUUCAUUCGGACAGGGCGUGGCUCCUGAAAUGCCUUCUUUUUAAAGCCUUUUGGUGUGUACCAGCAUUGUAAGAACACAGGAAGUGGCUCAUUUAAUCCUCAGUUGUUUUCUUAAAAAACACAAAUGUUUAUCUUUAGGUUUGUAUGCAUAUAUCCCCUUUUUAUGUAUGUAGAAUCUAUGAAUGUAAGUCAGUUAGAUGCCUAAUAUUUUACUAGGUGGUGUAGCUCUGUUAGAUGUUUUGUGGCACGAGUCGAGCUGUAUCCAGCCCUCCUGACUCGCAGUCCCCUCUCACCUCUAUUUAGUCCUAUGUCAGUAGGGACAAUGGUGUUUGGGGCUUCAUUUAACCAUAUUAUGUUCAUCUGUAUGUGGACACAUAUAUAUUCAUUUAUCUUUUCUUUAAAUGUUAGCAUCGAUAUGUGUAUCACCUCCAAGCUUAACUGAUCUGUGUGUGUAGUGACUGGGUUUAAUCAUCAUCAUCACAGUGCCUUGACUCCUUGAGUUUAUAACACUCUCCGGCCGGGUCAGUUGACUUUGUUUACCUCUGGUUCAGGUGUUUUAUCAUACCUGUCUGCAAAGAUGCCUUUAUUCCAUUUCUAUUCAGGUAAUCGUACCUGUGAGAGGGCAGCUUGGAGGCAUUUGUCAACAGAAAGUACCAACAGGCUUGGACUGUAUCGAUAAAACCCAGCUUAUCUGUUUUUUCCUUAAGUUCAAGAUAAAAGGAUUUCGGGGUGAGAAAAGCCUUCACCCACUCCCUGUCUGUGCCCACUUACAUCACAGUCAGGUUCUAGUGCACUUUUCCUCAAUGAUAGGUCCAAGUUGGCCACCAUCACGCUGAAGUCUUAAACGUCGUCACAUUCCUGCGUGCCUCAUGCACCAGAGUCCACCACCUCGACCACUGUAGUUUUGGACCACAUACAGACGCGCUCUGUCUCUAUUUUUGUAAAAGAUUAAUAUGCAUGUUGUAAUGAAGCUUCAUGUAGCUACUGACGGUUAUUGCUGUUAAGGACCAAAGUAUCUUCUACCCCCGCUGUUUUGUAGUGUUGAUUUUUCAAAGGUUCCCCCCACAUUCCUGGUAUUCCACAAGGCUUCACUUUCCCUUUUUUUCCUCUGAUCCUCAGAUGCCUUGGACAAAUGUCACAUGAAGUUAAAAUAUCGUUUGAUUUUGACCUUUACUGUAUAUCGUUCGUAUCCCUUUUUGUUUGACUUUACAAAGAGCCUAUACUUUGGUAGAGAUUGCCUUAGAAUGGAUACUUAACUGAACCACAGUCUUAGCUGUGAUGUCGACUGUGUAGAUUAUAUGCCUUUCGAUUUUUGUUAAAAGCUUUUAUUUUCUCUCCUUUUUUAUAUGGGGGCGGGGUGGGGUUAUUGUAUGAAGCGGGGUUGAUGGUUGUACAUAUUCAUGUUUUUGUACCACAAAAUGAUUUGGAUUAUAUCCACUUUACGUUGGAAACAUGUAUAUUUUGAUAAAACAAUACAGACCUAUUGAGCUCUCUGGAGCUGUAAAAACAAAAAAAAAGCCUUUUGUAACACAAAGACAUUAAACCUAUCUGAACACA
Molecule: messenger RNA, 4659 nt
Organism: Notolabrus celidotus (New Zealand spotty)
Lineage: Eukaryota; Metazoa; Chordata; Actinopteri; Labriformes; Labridae
Product: polypyrimidine tract-binding protein 1-like
Exons: 16
Coding region: 332-2059 (575 amino acids)
Biological process (GO): regulation of RNA splicing; mRNA processing; regulation of cell differentiation
Cellular component (GO): nucleus
Molecular function (GO): mRNA binding
Source: RefSeq, a predicted model, not a curated record